Molecule: messenger RNA, 612 nt
Organism: Meloidogyne enterolobii
Lineage: Eukaryota; Metazoa; Nematoda; Chromadorea; Rhabditida; Meloidogynidae
Source: the annotation of a GenBank genome assembly
UAUAAACAGGGUAUGAUAAGUGUAGUGUUAUGCGCAGUACUUGAUCCUCGUAAUUUAACAUUUCCUGAAGUGAAUACAACAGAUAAAUCUAUAAAACCAAAAGCUUUUGGAAUUUAUCUGCAAAAAGGAAAGCAUUUGGAAGGUGAUGAGGAAGAAAACUCUGAAGAGGAAGAAGAAAGGAGACGAAUCGAGGGAUAUAAGGCAAAACGCUUUAUUCGUUUUAUGAUUGGCGGUGCCGUUUUAUUAAUAUUUCUUCUGGUUGUCUCAGUCAUUGCCAUUUUCUUUUGGAUUCGACGUUCAAAGAAUCAACUAAAAAAGAAACGUGAAACUUUUGAGGCUAUGCGGAGGGAUAGAGAACAGAGAUAUAUGGACUUCCCUGCUAGAAAAGAAGAUCCAUGGGAACUGGAAAGGCGAAACUUGAUUAUUUAUGAAGAAAAAAAGCUUGGCGCAGGAGCAUUUGGAGCUGUUUAUUUGGGUAAAUUGGUUGGUAUAAGUCGGUUAAAGGCUGCUGGGAAUAAUUUAAGUAUAGGCCUUUUGAGAGCUGAAAAUGCACUUGUGGCAGUUAAAAUGUUGCCAGGUGUUUAUUUAAAGUUUAGGGUUACUGUAUUUUGA